Messenger RNA from Lodderomyces oxycetoniae, 1131 nucleotides. RefSeq lists its product as uncharacterized. Lineage: Eukaryota; Fungi; Ascomycota; Pichiomycetes; Serinales; Debaryomycetaceae. The record is from RefSeq and is a predicted model, not a curated record. The transcript has a single exon. Bases 1 to 1131 code for a protein of 376 amino acids. Gene Ontology annotation, biological process: regulation of DNA-templated transcription. Gene Ontology annotation, molecular function: sequence-specific DNA binding; zinc ion binding.
AUGCCAAGGCUACCUUCUUUUCAGCAGUUGAAUGAAACACUCAACGAUCCUGAUAUUUCAAAUGGGCCAACAGCGAAGAACAUUUUGCUGUAUUCUUCGGCAUUUAAGAAUCUAGCUCUAUAUCAAGAAAGUAAGUCUAUGAAUGCAAAUGCAAAUGCAAAUGUGAAUGCAAAUGCAAACGGGAACAAGGUGAUAAAUAAGGGAUGCGUAACGAAUCCAUAUAGUUUAGGUCCAGGAUAUUCGUAUGGUAACACAAUAUAUGGACGUCAUGAAAGCUAUCCGAGCCAUUAUUAUAGUCUCGGCCCAGAUGUGUAUAGGCAGAAACAAGACUCGACGUCACCGACAUCACUAGAUGGCAUGAAUAUGUCCAAGUCUAAUUCUAAUGAUAUACCGCAUGAAAGCUUUGAGGAUUAUACGUUUAUCUCGGACCUUGUUCAGUUUCUAACAAGUUUUGAGCUCAAGUGUCGGGAAAAUAACGUUUUAAAGUAUCAUAAUUUUGAUAAUUUUGGCAACGGCAUUAGUAAUGCGUUGAACAGUAUGAAUAAUGUGGAUAUUGAGGGAGUUUUGAAUAAGUUUAAAAAAAUCACUAGAUUACUAGAAGGUGUUCAAUUUUCCAAAAACAGUAAACAGUGCGGACAAGAGAUUGAUAAUGUAGCAGGUAAUAUGGCAUUGAAGAGAGGGCUAAGCCAGCCACUGCUUCUUGGUUUAGACCGAAAAAAGAAACAAAAGAGGGCUGCACAUCAGUCUAUAUCAUUUCCCACUGGUUCCAGAAUAUCACCAUUUGAAGUCAGUAUGCCAACUAAUGAUUCAAACACAUUUGGUCAUGACCGUCAAGGACAUAAUAGUGUGUGUAUGGGAGUAGUGGGCGGUGGUGGUACUGGCGCUGGUGUUGGUGUUGGUGUUGGUGGAUUAAAUUCCGAUUUGACACUAAAGGCAGAUAUCGUAUGUCAGCAUUGCUGUUCACAUGAGACUCCGGAGUGGCGUCGUGGUCCAGAAGGAAGUAGAACGUUGUGUAAUGCAUGUGGUUUAUUCUAUUCUAAAUUGAUCAAAAAGUAUGGAUUACAUGAAGCUGAUAGAGUUAUGCUAGAACGAAAACAAACUGGUACAGUGAAUGAUAGAAGAAUCUUUUGA